UUGAAACCCUUGCCACCCUCGACUCCACAGUCGACCAUUGCAUUCGAGCUCGCGCUCCGGCCCUUAUCCGAUCUCAAUUGGCAAUUGCACGAAAACGCUUCCUCUCACUGUUUUCAAUUGCUAGAAUCCAGAGUUUCAUCGCCAGUUGCAGGAACCAGAAGAACCUCUCCUCUCUCUCACGAUGAGAUUCAAAAGGCAAAAGCGUCACCGGAGAGUUGUGAGAUUUUACGCUGCAUGUUUUGGAUUCAGGCAGCCAUUUAAAGUCCUAUGUGAUGGAACUUUUGUGCAUCACCUUCUCUCCAAUCGUAUAGUGCCUGCUGAUAAUGCCCUUGCCAAAACAAUUGGUGGCCCAAUCAAGCUUUUCACUACCAGAUGUGUACUCUCAGAGUUGAAGGCUCUUGGCCAAUCCUAUUCAGAAGCUUUUGAUGCGGCUAGUAGGCUGCUUAUUGCUAGAUGUGACCAUGAGAGAAGAAAGAGUGCUGAGGCAUGCAUCAGUGACGUGAUUGGCGAGUCAAAUGCUGAGCAUUUUUUUGUUGCCACUCAGGAUACUGAUCUCAGGAAGAAGCUGCAAGAGAUACCUGGGGUUCCACUCGUAUAUGGUCUGAGAAAUGCACUUUUCAUGGAGCAACCAUCUGUCUUGCAACGUCAGUUUGUCAAAUCUUCAGAAGAAGAAAGACUGCACAUGUCUGAGCUGGAACGUGAUCUAUUAAAGAAAAGGAAGUACAGAGUGGAAACUGAGGAAACUAAUGAAGAUAGGGGUUUGGGAGAUCAAAAUUUAGAGACACAAGCUAUGAAAAAGAGAAGCACUUCAAAUGAACUGAAGGAUAAAAUUCAAUUUAAGAGAAAGAAAGCAAAGGGUCCGAAUCCUCUUUCGUGUAAGAAGAAAAAGGAGAAUCCAAGCCAACAUCCGGUUUCAGAGAAGCAUAAGAAGGAUAAUGAUAGUGCUGCUGAAAGCAGGACACGGAAACGAAAGCGGUCUCGUAAAGCCAAAAUGCCAGCAACGACUAUGGGCACACCAUAGUUGGGGUCCUCCUCUGUUGUGGCUUUGGAAGUUUUGCUGCUUUGAGGUAAAUGUUAAAAGUGAUUUUGUUUUAACUUAAGGUAUUCCCUGGUUAGAGAGGAUUAGAAGUUGGAAUUUAGAUGGGAGUUUUUGCUCUUCCCUACUAAGAAAUUGGAGCUUCCAUUUAUAAGGAAAUUGUAUUACUCCACUAGUCCAUAUUAUUUUGUGUUCUUCUGAUUAUAUAGUCCAAGGAAAUUGAUUCUUCCUUUC
Momordica charantia (bitter melon) is the source of this 1270-nucleotide messenger RNA. RefSeq names its product PIN domain-like family protein (gene MEE21). Gene Ontology annotation, cellular component: small-subunit processome. The record is from RefSeq and is a predicted model, not a curated record. Lineage: Eukaryota; Viridiplantae; Streptophyta; Magnoliopsida; Cucurbitales; Cucurbitaceae.